AUGUCACGACCUGAAGUUGUUUGGCAAAUAUCAUGGCAGCUACUUCCAGAAGAUUUCCUUUGUGAAGAAGGAAGAUUACUGGAUAACCCAGAUGCAGAUCUAACAAAUGAUGAAUUGAAAAAUCGCUGCUUGCAAAAGUUGGACAAGAUUUUAAGAAGUUGUGAAAAAAGUUUUAACGGAUUUCCAACAAUGCCAAAAUCAUGUUAUGGUCAUGAAGAAGUUGAUCAUACCAAUACACUCAUCAAUGAGGAAUUGCGCUAUAAUAGACGCAAUUUGGCACAAGAACAUCAACAAUUGUUAAUGCAAUUAACAGUUGAGCAGAAGUAUGCAUAUGAUAAAAUCAUGACUGCAAUGACCGAAGAUAAAAGGAGAUUAUUAUUUUUAUAUGGUCACGGAGGAACAGGCAAAACUUUUCUCUGGAAAACAUUGUCUGCUGGCAUACGCUCUAAAGGUGAUAUAGUACUAAAUGUUGCAUCAUGUGGUAUUGCAUCUCUGUUGUUACCAGGAGAACGGACAUUUCAUUCGAGAUUUGCGAUUCCUCUAAAUAUAACUAAAGAUUCAACAUGCAACAUUAAGCAAGGAAGUCCAUUAGCUAAGUUGAUGGUUAAGGCAAAGUUUAUCAUUUGGGAUGAGGCACCAAUGAUGCAUAGGUACUAUUUUGAAGCUCUUGAUCAAACUUUAAGAGAUAUUCUAAGAUUUAAAGAUCCAUCAAAUUUAGAUCGGCCAUUUGAAGGAAAGACGAUUUUUUUGGAGGAGAUUUUAAACAAAUCUUGCCGGUAG
Molecule: messenger RNA, 780 nt
Organism: Capsicum annuum
Lineage: Eukaryota; Viridiplantae; Streptophyta; Magnoliopsida; Solanales; Solanaceae
Exons: 2
Coding region: 1-780 (259 amino acids)
Biological process (GO): DNA repair; telomere maintenance
Molecular function (GO): DNA helicase activity
Source: RefSeq, a predicted model, not a curated record